Messenger RNA from Ixodes scapularis (black-legged tick), 756 nucleotides. RefSeq names its product protein VASP homolog. The coding region runs from base 1 to 756 and encodes 251 amino acids. NCBI's taxonomy places the organism in Eukaryota, Metazoa, Arthropoda, Arachnida, Ixodida, Ixodidae. The record is from RefSeq and is a predicted model, not a curated record. The transcript has a single exon.
AUGCCCCCUCUGGUCGCCACCGAACCAUUCCCACUUCCUCCCGGAGUACUCUUCCCUCCUUACCCGUCACCUCCUCCCCCUCAACUACAUCCGCACCCCUUCAACGUCCCCUCGCAACUAGGGUCUAAUACCGUCUUCAUGCCGGUCCCUGUCCCGAUGCCGUUACCCAUGCCACCGCCGCCUCCGCAGGCACCCACGAUCAUCGCCUGUCCUCCGGCGCCCGUCCAGUAUUCGUACCCUCCCCCGCCUCCUCCCGCGCAGCCGCUUUCGCCGAGUCAGGAUUUCGCGCGCCUCAUUAUGCUGCUGGAACGGUUCGGACCCGACGGUUCGGGCGGCAGGCAACGUGAGGAGUUCGAGUCCGACAUGGACCGAGGGAAGAGCAGAAAGAACGAGAAACGGGAAAACAAAAUGCAGAGGAGAAAGGGGAAGAAAGAGAGAGACGUGGAAACAAAGCGAGGUAACGGAGAGGAUGUCAAGAAUCCAGGGGUGGUACUCCAGCAGAUGCAAGGAGACAACCAAAAAGAAGACGCCAAGAAAGAGGAGCUCGAGGAAGCGAACAAGGACAGCAAGGGUGCCCACGACUUGAACGCGCCAGUGCCGGGUCUUGCGUCUCAGGCGGCUGACGUGGAACCCGGAGCUCCGAGGGGUGACGCCCAGCCCUCGAUGCCCGGGCAGGAGAAUGGCGAACCUGCCUUACAAGGGGGGCAAUCAGGAAAUAUAGGGUCACCUUCGGCCUCGGCGCCUCCGCAGUUGUAA